AUGGGAAGAUAUUGCCAAUUAUCUGGUUAUAAUUUGGAAAGCCAGUUUUUCUCAUAUAAUGAUUCAAUUCAGAACGAAUAUCAUCUUAUAUUAUGCAUAGAUGGGAAGUUUAUUUUUGAUACAAAAUGGACCGAAAUUCCCUGGUCACAGCCAUUUAAAUUUGCUGACAAGACAUUAGUUCUUUCCAGAACAAGGCGGUACGCGUUACGAAACCUACCUGUCUACUUACCAAAUAUCGAAUUUGGUGGCAUAUUUGAUGUCAAUGAUGGGGACUCAGACCCUAUUCCUGUAUCGCCUUUAGUUUCAGUGCCAAUAACAGAUUACUGGGUUGAGGUUCGUCAUGAUGGUAUAUUUGUUUAUCAUAUCCCUUUAUUAGGCACACCAAAAAUCAUCAAUGAUAGCUGGCAGGCUGGCAUAUUGGUGAAUGAAGAUUAUCAUUAUAACAAUACUGAUGUUGAGAAGACACUUAAGUCGAGUAGUCUCAUUGAUAGUCAGUUAUAUUCUAGAUUAGUUGAUUUAUUAAUCUUUCUGAAAAGAUUACCUAGUGCAUCGUUUAAGAACUUUUUAUAUAAUUUAAAUAAACUCUUAGCAUAA
Molecule: messenger RNA, 594 nt
Organism: Debaryomyces fabryi
Lineage: Eukaryota; Fungi; Ascomycota; Pichiomycetes; Serinales; Debaryomycetaceae
Exons: 1
Coding region: 1-594 (197 amino acids)
Source: RefSeq, a predicted model, not a curated record